AUGGGGAAACCUGAAAUACAAAUUUUAAAGCGUAAAGUUAUGGAAAAUAUUAAUAUAAUACAACAAGUAAUUGUAACGAAGAACGGUGUGCAAAUAAUGGAUUACGACCAAAAAUACGAUGACAUUUCACCAGUGGAUUCACCAAGUCAAGUUGAAUCAAACAUACAAUAUGAUGAAGAAUUUUUAAAUGAGUUAAUAAAUUCUUUAAAUCAAAUAGAAAGUGAAAGUGUAAACCAAGUGCAACCGGAUUUACAUCAUUGUCAAGAUUUGGAUAUGUUAGAAAUGCCUACGGAAAGAGCUGUGCAAGAAAUUCAACCGGAUUUACGACAAUGUCAAGAUUUGGAUAUGUUAGAAAUGCCUACGGAAAGUGAUGUGCAAGAAAUUCAACCGGAUUUACGACAAUGUCAAGAUUUGGAUAUGUUAGAAAUGUGUACGGAAAGUGCUGUGCAAGAAAUUCAACCGGAUUUACGACAUUCUCAAGAUUUGGAUAUGUUAGAAAUGCCUAAUGAAAGUGAUGUGCAAGAAAUUCAACCGGAUUUACGACAAUGUCAAGAUUUGGAUAUGUUAGAAAUGUGUACGGAAAGUGCUGUGCAAGAAAUUCAACCGGAUUUACGACAUUCUCAAGAUUUGGAUAUGUUAGAAAUGCCUAAUGAAAGUGAUGUGCAAGAAAUUCAACCGGAUUUACGGAUUGUAUUCUCAAGAUUUGUCACAAAGUGUUAUAUUAGAAAAUAA
Messenger RNA from Sitophilus oryzae (rice weevil), 732 nucleotides. RefSeq lists its product as uncharacterized. NCBI's taxonomy places the organism in Eukaryota, Metazoa, Arthropoda, Insecta, Coleoptera, Curculionidae. The transcript has a single exon. Bases 1 to 732 code for a protein of 243 amino acids. The record is from RefSeq and is a predicted model, not a curated record.